Messenger RNA from Arachis ipaensis, 1045 nucleotides. The record is from RefSeq and is a predicted model, not a curated record. Lineage: Eukaryota; Viridiplantae; Streptophyta; Magnoliopsida; Fabales; Fabaceae.
GUUGGAGCAGAGUUUGUUGGAACAUUCAUACUGAUAUUUGCAGCAACAGCAGGGCCCAUUGUGAACAACAAGUACAACGGAGCAGAGACUCUAAUGGGCAACGCUGCAUGCGCCGGCCUCACCGUCAUGUUCAUAAUCCUCUCAAUUGGUCACAUCUCCGGCGCCCAUCUCAAUCCAUCCCUCACCAUCGCCUUCGCCGCGUUUCGCCACUUCCCAUGGACUCAUGUCCCUGCCUACAUUGCCGCGCAAGUCUCUGCCUCCAUUUGCGCCUGCUUUGCUCUCAAGGGCGUUUACCACCCUUACCUCUCCGGCGGCGUCACCGUGCCUUCUAACAUCACUGUUGGCCAGGCCUUUGCCACUGAAUUCAUCAUCACUUUCAUUCUCAUGUUUGUUGUAACUGCCGUUGCCACUGAUACUCGUGCUGUUGGAGAGUUGGCUGGUAUAGCUGUUGGUGCCACUGUUUUGCUCAACAUUCUCAUUUCAGGGCCAACAAGCGGCGGUUCGAUGAAUCCGGUUCGAACGUUGGGUCCAGCGGUAGCCGCAGGGAAUUACAAACACAUAUGGCUGUACUUGGUGGCGCCAACACUGGGUGCCCUUGCAGGCGCCGGCGUUUAUACGCUGGUUAAGCUGCAGGAAAGCGAUGCUCAUCCGCCGCGACAGACUAGGAGCUUCCGUGACAGGGCAGGCUAGCCCAGCAAUCACAUAUACACAUGCUGCUACCUCCCCCUCCCUUUUUGUUUCAUAUUAUUAGGACCAUAUAUAUAUUAAAUAAAUAAAAUGUGUGGGGGAUCCUUGGUUAAUUAUGCUAUGUUUAGUUAUGUGAAAUUAAGUGUGUAUGGUGUGCAUAUCAGAUCCAUGGAAAAAAAAUAAAAAUGAUAAGAUAAUAAGAAGAGAAAAAACAAAAAACAAAAAACAAAAAAAAGUGUUUGGUGUGUUUUGUUUUGCGUUAUCAUUCACGCUAAUGGGCGUGAAGCGUGAUUUGACUAUGUCAUGCUUGUAUUGUGGUUUGAUUCAGUUAUAAUAAGAACUACCAUUGUGUGUGUAA